Molecule: messenger RNA, 650 nt
Organism: Symbiodinium sp. CCMP2456
Lineage: Eukaryota; Dinophyceae; Suessiales; Symbiodiniaceae
Source: the annotation of a GenBank genome assembly
GUGGUGGCUACCACGUCGUCAAGAAAGCGUUCGAGCGCUGCAUCCGCGCCGAGGACCCGAAAACUAAGGCGGAUAUUCGAGAGAAGUACGUUACAGAGAAGCUGCUGCCCUCUGUCAACCUGCUAAAGAUUAUCGGGCCCUGCCACACGGUGUCCUCCUUCUUGAAUAUCAGCUCCGUGGUGAUGACGAAGUGGGACGAGGCAUUGGGAAAGAUCCUUUUGGUCUUCACCUAUGGCUCCGGCUGUGCCAGUUCCAUGUACCAGCUUCGCUUCGACGAUAUCGCUUGGUUCGAUCCUUUGGCCAUCUGGAAGGUGAAGCAGUUCUACCGCAACGCCAUCAACGUGCGUCCAGACCUUCGUAUGCACCAGGUCUACAUCGACACCUGGAUGAAGUUCGACUACAGGCCUCAUGGGCGGAUCUCCUUCGGCUUCGGCUACGAGACGUACGAGCUGGACGCCUACUACCUGAUGGAGAUUGAUCCGUGGGGCCGGCGGUUCUACCACCGUGGCGGUAUGCGAACAGGCCCGAUGAACCGCAAGGUCAUGAACGCCAAUGCCUUGAACUACGACAAGGUGGAGGGGCGGCACACGCGAGAGCACUUCGGGCAUCUUCCGCCCAAUGGCGAGGCGUGGGAGAAGCAGGAGAACAAG